AUGGCCACUCUUUUCACGGUUCCGAUCACCUCAACUGGAGGCUCCAUCGUGUGCACCAACCCGACUACAAAUCAGGGCCAGGAGCAGCAGAAUAUCUAUGUCCUGACAUUCACUUCCCCGAAAGAUAAUCGGCUGACUCCGACCUUCAUCGAUGCGCUUAUUCUGGCACUGGAUAUCAUUGAGCACCGCUACCCGAAGGGCGUCGUAGUCACGACCAGCGGUAUCGCCAAGUUCUACAGCAAUGGCCUUGAUCUGGAGCUGGCGACUAGCACCGAGGGAUUCUUGGACAAAUGGCUGUGGCGUUUGUUCCGGCGUUUCCUGACAUACCCCAUGCCCACGGUCUGCCUGCUAAACGGGCACGCCUUUGCUGGUGGCUUUAUGCUCGCAAUGUAUCACGAUUACCGGAUCCAGAACCCAGACAAGGGUUUCUUGUGUGUAAAUGAGCUGGAAUUCGGAGUGCCACUCCAAACGCCCAUGAUGUCAAUUUUCCGUGAGAAGCUGACCCCGACAACCUUCCGGAACGUUGUCCUCGAAGCACGUCGGUUCGGCGGGAAAGAUUCGUUGCAAGCAGGCAUUGUCGAUGCGAUCGGCGGUUUCGACGAGGUUGCCGGUUUGAUUCGCGAUCGCAAGCUACUUAACAAAGCGGCGACCGGAAUCUAUGGCACCAUGAAGGAGGAAAUGUAUGCGCGCGUUCUCACUGGCCUGGACGACCAUGAAGGAAACCUUGCAUGGCGGGAGAAGGUGGAGGAUAAGAACGGAGAGUUGCGCGGUAUGGGCUUGAAAGAUGUGGAAGAAUGGGAGAAAUCGACUAAGGCAAAGCUGUGA
This is a messenger RNA of Penicillium canariense, 825 nucleotides long. Its product is annotated as enoyl-CoA hydratase/isomerase family protein. Gene Ontology annotation, cellular component: peroxisome. Gene Ontology annotation, biological process: fatty acid beta-oxidation. The coding region runs from base 1 to 825 and encodes 274 amino acids. Lineage: Eukaryota; Fungi; Ascomycota; Eurotiomycetes; Eurotiales; Aspergillaceae. The transcript is spliced from 2 exons. Gene Ontology annotation, molecular function: delta(3)-delta(2)-enoyl-CoA isomerase activity; enoyl-CoA hydratase activity. The record is from RefSeq and is a predicted model, not a curated record.